Molecule: messenger RNA, 891 nt
Organism: Ctenocephalides felis (cat flea)
Lineage: Eukaryota; Metazoa; Arthropoda; Insecta; Siphonaptera; Pulicidae
Product: ribonuclease H2 subunit A-like
Exons: 4
Coding region: 1-891 (296 amino acids)
Biological process (GO): mismatch repair; DNA replication, removal of RNA primer
Cellular component (GO): ribonuclease H2 complex
Molecular function (GO): RNA binding; RNA-DNA hybrid ribonuclease activity
Source: RefSeq, a predicted model, not a curated record
AUGGAAGAAAAUCAAGAAAAUGAUGCUCCAACAGUGAUCAGGUCUAUGUAUAGUCUUGGACCUCAUAUAUGUCCUAUGGUCUAUGGCAUAGCCUUUUGUCCCCUAUCAAAAUCCGAAGUCCUCAAAACCCUAGGAUGUGCCGACUCGAAACAACUGACAGAAGAAAAACGUGAUGCAAUAUUCGACAAAAUCAACAUCGAAGACUACGCCCACGAAUCCAUGGGCUGGGCCGUAGACGUCAUCUCCCCAAACUACAUCAGCAAUUCGAUGCUCAAACGUAGCAAACAUUCUUUAAAUGAAGUCAGUAUGGAUUCGGCAAUUGCUUUGAUACAGAAGGCGAUAGAUGCUGGGGUUAAUGUGCAGGAUGUUUAUGUUGAUACGGUGGGGCCUCCGGAGAAGUAUCAGGCGAAGUUGAAGAAGAUUUUUCCUAAGUUGGAGAUUGUGGUUGCUAAGAAGGCUGAUUCUACGUAUCCUAUUGUUUCGGCUGCUAGUAUUUGUGCUAAAGUUAGCAGGGAUCAGGCUUUAAAGUUUUGGAAAUUCGGCGAAGGAUUGGAACUGACGCAAAAGGAUUUUGGAAGUGGUUAUCCAGGAGAUCCUUCAACAAAGUCCUUUAUCCACGAUCGAAUCGACAAAGUCUUCGGUUACCCCCAUCUGGUAAGGUUCAGUUGGUCGACUGCAGACAAUGCCCUGGCUUCGACAGCCUAUGAGUGUGAAUGGGAGUCUGCAGAGUCCGAUGAUGAAAAUGAAGACCCCAAAAAGAAGGCCAAGAGGCAGUCUUUAAAGAAUGUUCCUAAGAUUUCGAGUUUCUUUGGUGGCAACGAUGGCAGUAACAAGAGGAAGAGGCACAAGUUCUUUACGCAGAGGUGCUUGGUGAAUGUCGCAGAGUUGUAG